AUGAACAAGAACAAUAUAGUCAGCUUGUGCUACGGCUGCGCGGCACUGAAUUCGUUCAGUCUUCUAAAGUACGCGUUCGGCUUCUACAGGCGAAGCAUCACCUACGGCUGGGCUUUCGACCUCGCCUUCGGGUCCGAGUGUUUCAUCAACUUGGUGUCGGACUACCUCCUCCUCGCCACCUACAAGGACUUCCCGCUACCAUCCUUACUGUUGGGUAAGGACAACCUCGUCCUGCUCGGCUUCAUCAUGUGGAACUCGACCAGUAUCACCAUCUGUUACGUCACCAGCAUCGUGCUCGCCGUCCAUUUCGCCAACACGGUGGACCUGAAAGAAGCCAUGCAGGACCUCAAGGAACAGAACGUGGACGAAGCCGACUUCCGUAGACAGAUGAUGAUGACGACGAUAUCCGUAUUCACGUUCUUGGCCUUCAUUAAGGGGGCCAUCCUGUACAACAUGUACAUGUACUACAAGAAGACUGAUGGCACCGACGGCAGCGUUGAAGAGCCACCCACGGCUUUCUACUUCCCCGCAGACCCGACGGCCCCGGUGCCUUUCCUACCGCCGGAGUCAAAGCGGCACAACAAGGCAAACGCCGGCGGUGCGCCACCAGCAGCCGCCCGCUGUGGCCUCACGGGGGCGCCCGACACAGCGAUGGCGUCGGCCAGGCGAGCUCCGGCGCCUGCUUCGGUGCUGCCGUCGGCCAGGAGACCCCCGGCGCAGCAGCCCUUCGAAGUGGCCGUGCUACGGACGCCCUUCAUGGUGCUCCACAUGCCACCUGCAGAACUGCCGACCGGACCGCAUCCGACGACGCAACAACAGCCAGCCCCACCGCCGCCCACGGCGCAGACGGCAGACAAGGCCGUUCGUUAGAAAUGCCGCGCGGAACUGCAGCCGUGACCGACGGAAACGUCGUCGGCAAGCAGAAGUAAAAUCGAUAAGAACAA
Rhipicephalus sanguineus (brown dog tick) is the source of this 944-nucleotide messenger RNA. RefSeq lists its product as uncharacterized. The transcript is spliced from 8 exons. The coding region runs from base 1 to 870 and encodes 289 amino acids. The record is from RefSeq and is a predicted model, not a curated record. NCBI's taxonomy places the organism in Eukaryota, Metazoa, Arthropoda, Arachnida, Ixodida, Ixodidae.